AUGCUAAGCAUUCCGCUGCCCCAAGCCCAGGCCCAGCCUGGCCAGAGGACUCCCCAUAGUGGAAAAAUGAAGACAAUUCCUACUGGCUGGCGCAAGGAGGGGGUGUAGAGGGCAGUGGCACCAGCCGGUCCUGGCACCAUGGACGAUGCUGCAGUCCUAAAAAAGAAGGGUUACAUUGCGGGAAUCAAUCUGGGCCAGGGUUCCUAUGCAAAAGUCAAGUCUGCCUACUCAGAGCGCCUCAAGUUCAAUGUGGCGGUCAAGAUCAUCGACCGCAAGAAAACACCCACUGACUUUGUGGAGAGAUUCCUUCCUCGGGAGAUAGACAUCUUAGCAACUGUCAACCAUCACUCCAUCAUCAAGAUCUAUGAGAUUUUUGAGACCUCUGAUGGAUGCAUUUACAUCGUCAUGGAGCUCGGUGUCCAGGGAGACCUCCUGGAGUUCAUAAAGUGUCGGGGAGCCCUGCAUGAGGAUGAGGGACACAAGAUGUUCCGCCAGCUCUCCUCAGCUGUCAAGUACUGCCAUGACUUAGACAUUGUCCACCGAGACCUUAAGUGCGAGAACCUUCUCCUUGACAAGGACUUCAACAUCAAGUUGUCUGACUUUGGAUUCUCCAAGCGCUGCCUGCGGGAUAAGUGUGGGCACAUUGUCCUCAGCAAGACCUUUUGUGGGUCAACAGCAUACGCAGCCCCCGAAGUUCUGCAGGGCAUCCCCUACCAGCCCAAGGUGUACGACAUCUGGAGCCUGGGCGUUAUCCUCUACAUCAUGGUCUGUGGCUGCAUGCCCUAUGAUGACUCCAACAUCAAAAAGAUGCUGCGCACCCAGAAGGAGCACCGCGUGGACUUCCCUCGCUCGAAGAACCUGUCCAGUGAGUGCAAGGACCUCAUCUAUCGCAUCCUCCAGCCAGACGUCAACCGGCGGCUGCACAUUGAUGAGAUCCUCAGUCACUCAUGGCUGCAGCCCCCCAAGCCCAAAGCUAUGUCUUCUGAUUCACUCAAGAGGGAUGGGGAGGGCAAGUACCAGGCUGAGUACAAACUGGACACCAGGGCAGGCUCAAGGCCUGAGCACAAGGCCGACUACAAGCUGGGGGCUGAAACCCACCACCAGUCCAAGAAUGAAGACAGGGUGGAGGAUAGGCUGGCCGAGACCUCCAGAGAGGUGAAGACCCGGGGAGAAGAGGGUGUGUGCACUCUCAGCUCAGAAGCAUGUCUGGGAGCCAUCCACAGCUUCUCCUCCACAAAGGGCCCUUGCCUGGAGCCCUCAACUCCUGUGACUGAUGCAGGCCUGGGGUCUCGGGCCUGGGGUUCAAGGCACAGCAUGGAAAGGAGGCCCAGCCAGACUGUGCCAAGUGUUCUUUCACAGAAGUUCAGGUGGGGUUAAAUAGAAAACAGUUCCAGCAAGGCCUGGGGAUCAGCACAGGUGCCAUAUUCCAAGAGGAGUGCCUGUGUGUCCUGUGCCAGCUUGGCUGUGGCAGAACACCUAUCAUCUGUGCUUCCUGUGAUGAUCAAUGUCCUCUAGUCAGAGUUUGGGUCCCCAGCGGCUGGAGUCCUCUCCAGGUAGGUAGCUGCCCUGCAGGCUCCACAAAGUGUCCACAGAUCCAGCCCAGGCCACUUUGAAAACA
Molecule: messenger RNA, 1618 nt
Organism: Heterocephalus glaber (naked mole-rat)
Lineage: Eukaryota; Metazoa; Chordata; Mammalia; Rodentia; Bathyergidae
Source: RefSeq, a predicted model, not a curated record